Messenger RNA from Callorhinchus milii (elephant shark), 9471 nucleotides. RefSeq names its product polymerase (DNA directed), theta (gene polq). The coding region runs from base 101 to 8347 and encodes 2748 amino acids. Gene Ontology annotation, molecular function: DNA binding; DNA-directed DNA polymerase activity; ATP binding. The record is from RefSeq and is a predicted model, not a curated record. Gene Ontology annotation, biological process: DNA-templated DNA replication; double-strand break repair via alternative nonhomologous end joining. The transcript is spliced from 32 exons. Lineage: Eukaryota; Metazoa; Chordata; Chondrichthyes; Chimaeriformes; Callorhinchidae.
AAAUGCCUUGAAAAAAAAAUAAUUUUUUUAAAAAAGGGUUCAUUUAUAAAUUUUCAGUACUAAAUGCAGUGUUAGCACUUUUUUAAGGGUGAGGGAGAAAAUGAAAAGGCUUUCUGAGACUUGGCGUCAAAAACGUCACGUUGGACAAACUCCGAGUUUGCAGAUCAUAUCUGCAGAAACAGGCAGCAAAGAGACUGAACCAGGAAUCCUGGGUAGACAGAGAUUUCUAGGACAACAUCGAGUGGAUAUUAGUAGACGAUGCCCUGCUGACCCUUGUCCACUAACCCCUCGUCGCUCAAAUCGCCUACAGCAACGAGACCCUGCACCGCUUCCCGGUGAUGUCAUCCAGCUAUUGUGUGGGAGUCCUAGUGUGGUUCCUGACCUCUCUCUGGUAUUAGAGGAUGAGCUGAUGAAAGCAGUCGAUGAGCUGGAAAAAAACUGGAGUGGGGGAAGAGCCAGAGAAGGUGCAUUAAAAGCCAUGAAUCUGAAUAACAUCGAGACAGCAUCUAAUACUGGUGGACAUGUAACUGAAAAAGUCAAUAAAUUCAAGCAAUCCAGUGAAGGCAACAAGAAAUGCUCGAGUACAGAGGUUCCCACAUUGAAGCCUGGCAGCUCUUUGGACCAGAGAAUAUUGCAAGGAAUAGGAUCUCCCGAACAGAACAGGUCUUCACUUGUCACUGCAGAAAAAGACCACGAUUUGGCUGUCAAACCUUCAUGUAGAGAAACAGGUCACAGUUCUGUUCAACACAAUAAAUUUCCGCCCAGCGGUGCCGAGAAUGGGGAGAGUGCGACUUUAGAGCUGAUGACCAGACACAAGAGAGGAAGGCCACCCUCUGUGACCAGCCCAGAUUUGGAUGCUCCAGUGGGUCCCACUACAAAGAAAAUCAUGCUUUCACAUCACUCCCUAGCAGCCACGACUGGAGCCCGGGCGCCAUCUUGUGUUUCAAAAUUUCGAAAAGGUCGGCCUGACUUUAAAAGGCAGCUUCAAACCUCCCAGGCCCUGAAUGUGAGCCUGAGCACUUCAAGAAGCUCCAUGGUCCUCACCCCUGACUGCCAUGUUUCAGGGCACAAGAAAAAUCUCUUUGCUCUCAAUUGUUCCUCGUCUGUGCUGACUCCUCCUCUUGGCCUCGAUCAAAGUUCGAUCGAUGGCAGCAAACUGAGCGAGACCCUGUCAGCAACAGGACAAUGUGAGUUAGCUGCCCCUGCAGGACAGGCAGAGAAGCUGCUGUUGUGUAACUGGGGGCUGCCUAGAGCGGUUCUGGAGAAAUAUCGGAGCCUGGGGGUGGUGAGCAUUUUUGAAUGGCAAGCGGAGUGUCUGACUCAGCCUGGAGUGUUGGAGGGAAAAAACCUGGUCUAUUCAGCCCCUACCAGUGCUGGAAAGACUCUGAUCGCAGAGUUGCUGAUUUUAAAGAGAGUUUUGGAAACCAGGAAGAAAGCUCUCUUCAUUCUUCCUUUUGUUUCUGUGGCGAAAGAAAAAAUGUAUUACCUACAGAAUAUAUUUCAGGAGGUUGGGGUGAGAGUGGAGGGAUACAUGGGAAGCAUGUCACCUGCGGGGGGAUUUUCAUCACUAGAUGUAGCUGUGUGCACAAUUGAGAAAGCCAAUGGAUUGAUCAACCGAAUCAUUGAGGAGGAGAAAAUGGAGAAACUCGGAAUAGUCGUCGUUGAUGAAUUGCACAUGUUGGGGGAUUCACACAGAGGAUACCUGUUGGAACUUCUUUUAACUAAGAUACUGUAUGUCAGUCAAAAGACAGCAGCAAAGAUUGGAGCAAACGAGCAGCAUUUCAACGAAGGGGUACAGAUUAUAGGGAUGAGUGCCACCCUCCCAAACCUAGGGAUUUUGGCAACUUGGCUAAAUGCAGAACUGUAUCGUACAAACUUCCGGCCUGUACCUCUCAUGGAAUGGGUUAAGAUCGGGAACUCAAUAUAUGAUUCAACAAUGACAGUGGUGCGAGAAUUUCAGCCUGCACUGCAAGUCAAGGGUGAUGGGGAUCACAUCGUCAGCCUUUGUUAUGAAACACUGCAGGGCGGUCACUCCGUCCUGCUCUUCUGUCCUUCCAAGAACUGGUGUGAAAAGCUGUCUGAGACCAUCGCCAGAGAGUUUUACUAUCUCCAGCAGAGAUCUGCUCCUGGUGCUAAGGGAUUUGUGAAGGCGUCCAGCUUACUGCCGUUCAUGCAGGAGGGGGGUGGAGUCACGGAGAUCCUGGAUCAGCUGAAGAGGUCUCCUGCCGGGCUGGACGCAGUGCUUGGCCGCACUAUACCACUAGGGGUGGCCUUUCAUCAUGCUGGAUUGACGUUUGAUGAGCGAGACAUUAUCGAGGGCGCCUUUCGCCAGGGAUUGGUUCGGGUUCUUGUGGCUACUUCAACUCUGUCCUCUGGGGUGAAUCUACCUGCUCGCCGUGUGAUUGUCAGAUCCCCGGUCUUUAAUGGACGCCUGCUUGAUAUCCUCACAUACAAACAGAUGUCUGGGAGAGCUGGGAGGAAGGGAGUUGACACUAUGGGUGAAAGUAUCCUUGUGUGUAAGAAAGCUGAGAAAUCUAAAGGAGUGAACUUGUUGCAGGGCUCUCUCAAGCCUGUUCGUAGCUGUCUUGUGAAGAAGGAGGGAGAGGGCGCUACUACCAGCAUGAUUCGAGCUAUCCUUGAGAUAAUAGUGGGUGGUGUAGCCAGCAGCCCAGAAGAAGUCAGUGCAUAUGCUUCAUGCACACUGCUAGCUGCAAGCUUAUGUGAGAGUGAGGCCGGGUCGAUCCAGGGUGAUGCUAUCGAAGACUGUGUUCGGUACCUAAUGGAGAAUGAGUUUAUUCAGAUCUUGGAAGAGGAACAGGAAGGGAAAAAAAUUCAGCGUUAUCACCCUACACAGCUGGGUACAGCCACACUUGCUUCUUCCCUCUCCCCUCCAGAGGCACUGGGAAUCUUUGCUGAUCUGCAGAGGGCAAUGAAAGGCUUUGUGUUGGAGAAUGAUCUCCAUAUUCUCUAUCAGGUCACACCAGUUUAUGAGGAAUGGGCGACCAUUGACUGGUAUCAGUUUUUCUGUAUGUGGGAGAAGUUGCCAGGCUCAAUGAAGCGAGUAGCGGAGUUGGUUGGCAUUGAGGAGGGUUUCCUGGCUCGCUCAGUGAAAGGGAAACUUAUAGCCAGGACUGAGAAGCAAUACAGACAGAUGGCUAUUCACAAAAGAUUUUUUACCAGCCUCGUACUGCUUGAUCUAAUCAAUGAGGUUCCCCUUGGAAUCGUUGCAAAGAAGUACUGCUGUAGCCGGGGGCAGCUUCAGUCUCUCCAACAGUCGGCAGCAACGUAUGCAGGCAUGGUCACCAUGUUCUGUAGCAGGCUUGGCUGGCACAAUAUGGAGCUGCUCCUCUCGCACUUUCAGAGCCGCCUUAGUUUCGGUAUUCAGCGGGAGCUCUGCGAUCUGGUGCGGAUUUCUUUACUCAACGCUCAGCGGGCUCGAGCGCUGUAUGGUGCGGGAUUCUUCACUGUAUCCGACCUGGCACGUGGAAACCUUCUCGAAGUGGAAACGGCUCUGAAAAAUGCCGUCCCAUUUAAAAGUUCCAGGAGGGCAGUAGAUGAGAGCGAGGGUGAAGCUCGGGAGCGAAGGGCAACUCGCUGUAUCUGGGUGAGUGGUAAGAAAAGUCUGACUGAGAGAGACGCUGCUAUCUUGAUUGUGGAAGAGGCCAGGAAGCUCCUUCAACAAGAUCUUGCCCAGAUGGGGGUGGACUGGAACCCUGAGCAGCUGUCAGCUAAUUCUCAGCAAGGAUUUGCUUUACCUGCCCCUGGGGCUGAGAACAAACCGAAGCUCGAUGACGCUCCAUCCCUGGAUCUAAAGACCGAGGCAGCUGUGAAAGGGCUGAGAGGUUCAGUCUCAGUUGCUAGUCCAUCAAAACAUGCCGGUGUCGUGACUGAUUUAAAUUCCAUGCGAAGUGGGCAAAGCCUUGUUUCUAGACAUUGUCCAGACAUGGCUAAAGAGAAGCCCUCGGCUGGUUUGGUCUGUUUCACGAGUGAUGGACCCAACAAGAGAGCGGUCAAGAGUUUGGAACCAUCUGAAGUUGGGAAUUGUGCCCUGGAUCAAGGUGAAGCUGUGAAAGAUGCUGAUAGUCGAGGUGGUGACUCCAUUGCAGUGAAUUCCUCUCCAGUAAAUCAAGCUGCUAAAAGCGACGGGGAAACGGAACAGAAAAUUGUUCUGGACCAUCCAGCUAAAACUUCCCAGCCAACCCCACGUGAAAAUAAGAAUGAUAAUGAUCUUAGUUGUAAAGAGUGUGGUUCUGUAACCAUCAAUAAGACUGGUGAUACACACAAUCCAAAUGUUGUUGGGAGCAAGUCUCCUGAGCUGUAUUCUGCCCCAAGAGAGUUUGAGGAAAGCUUUCAGCUGGACUCGCAAACCGAGAAAAUGCUGGAUCAAGCUUCUGUGGUGUUGUCUGUCUAUAAGGAUCAGCUAGAGAAUGGGAACACUAAAUUAACUGUGGGAGACCAAUCCACCUCAGGCAAUGGCAAGAAUGUCAGUGAUGUUGAAACAAGCUCAGGGCAACCUGAUAAAGCUUUGUCUGGAAGUGAGUCAUCCACAAGUAAGCCUACAGUGAGAGUAAAAUCUAAGCAAAUGCCUCAGUCAAACUUAGGUGCUGUUCAGGUGCAGAGCUGUGGGAAAGUACUGUCCUUCCAUUUAACUAAACCUUCCACAUCCUCUCCUAAUAGUCUCACUCUAUCCACUGAAACAAGUCCAUCUUCAAUGAAAGGGAAUGAUUUUUCUUUAGUUGAUACUCAGCUGGAGAGUUUCAUGCAAGGAUACCGAACUCAGGCGUUUACUGAAGAAGCAGCCUCACCUGUUUUGGUUCAAGAGGUAAAUGGGACAUUGAAUAACCUAAUUCCCAACAGUGAAAAACUUAGUUUACAAUCAGGACUGAAUGCCAGUCACCCAGUCUUUGAGGAUGAGACGUCCCUGAACAUGAGUGAUAGUUUGCUGUUUGAUAGCUUUACUGACUUGCCCCCAGCAGAAGAUGCGCUUGUACAGGGUUGUCCACAAAGCCAGCUACCAGUACCCAGGGCAGAUGUCACCAUUGAAAGCCUGUCUUCCCCAUCUUUGUUUGCAGAAUUUGCAGGAUUACAGGAUCAAAAUACAAUACACAAUCCAGCUGGUGAACUUGCUGAUGAAUGUUUCCGUUGGAAUCAAUUCUCCUUCGGCCUCUCUGAUUUUCAAGAUUCCUUCCAAAAUUUGGACCCUGUUGUUUGCACGUCGGGGUCUCCAGCGCACAGUGUGGGCAGAGAUGUCAUCAGUGAUUUAACAUUACAAGAACUGGGGAAGAAAGUGAAUGGUGUAAUCGAAAGUUGGAGUAAACCAAAGGAAGGCAUGUUGACAAAAGGAAGUGGAGAAGGCUUAUUUGAUGAUUCAACGGAAAGGAAAGUAACGGACGAAUGUAACCAGUUGGGGUCAGACACGCUGACCCUGACCCUAAGUCCAGGGUUCAGGGAGGUACUGGAUCAAUGGCCAGCUCCUUCAGAGGAGAAACCUAAUACUACAGAAGAUCUACAAAAUGAUCUGAAAAAGGACCAAGAUUUAAAAGGAUUCACAGAACCUGGUGGCAUACAGGAUACAGCUUGUGGAAGCAGGGAUGCCACAAAUCAUCUGAUCAUUCAAACAAUGGGGAAAACAUCCAAUGGUUCAUCACCAGAUCAAAGGAAGAAGGUGCCAACAGAUGAGCACCAAAGUAAUAAUGCGCCCCGUUUAGAGAUGACUAAGGGCAUGGAAUGCAGGCCAGACAGUCGAAAUGAAGUUCCCCCCACACCUCCCAGUGAACCCGUGACUCCGAGAAUCAAAAUCAAGUCAACUUCAACAGCAGAUCAAAGGAGUUCUGAUAAAAAGAGCCAGAAGUGUCCUUUGCGGAAGGAAAUUCCUGAUGCCUCCGCUCAUGAACGUGUUGUUUUAGGUGACGAUGCAGGAAAGCUCCCAACUCAUCAAAACGUUGAUUCGAAAACAGUGGUGAAUGGAGAUGAUGGCUCUCUCAUAGACGAAGGCUUUUUACUAGAGUUGUCGCAGGACGCUGUGUUAUCAUCUUGUGGGCCCUGCAGCGCAGAGACUUUCACCAUCAUCGAUGUGGCUAGCAGUCGGGCACUUUUCCAGACCUUCAUUCAGGAGUGGAAAAGUAAACACAGAUUUGCACUUUCAGUGGCAUGUGAGAAACGGGAACGUGUUCUGUCGCCCGGCUCUGUGAUUGGUGGCAGGUUUCAGUCAACUCAGAGUCCGGCAAGGAUUUCAACAAAGACUUGUGGGUUUGCAAUGAACGGUCACAAAGGCCUGGUGGUGACUGGUUUAUGUGUGUGCUGGGGAGGGAAGGACGCUUAUUAUAUCUCCUUGCAGGAGCGUGAGGAGAGUCCUGAUGAUUUAAGCAGCAGCUUGGCCCCUCCUCCUCUGGACCCUGAGCUGUCGGUGACUGAGAAGCUGCUCCAUGUGCGGUCCUGUCUGCAGCAGGGAGGCUGCUCCCUCGUUCUCUACGAUUUUAAGCUCCACUACACAACAUUGCUCCAUGCCUGCAGCAUCUCCAUGGAGGGUGACUUUGAGGAUCCACAGGUGGCCUGUUGGCUGUUGGAUCCUCGUGCCAAAGAGAGGACCCUCCAUAAUAUGGUGACCAACUUCCUCCCCCAGGAAUUAGCAUUACUGCAUGGAGUAGGCACUGGCCACGGCAUUCAGAGUCUGGGGCUGAGUGCAAACACAGACAUCUCUGGUCGUUAUAGAGUCUCUGUCGAGUCUGUGCUUGUCUAUAAUACAAUGAAUCAACUUAACGUACUGCUGGAGAAAGAAUCUCUGCAAGGCGUGUUUCAGAAUGUUGAAAUGAAGUGUCAGUACUGUCUGGUCCUGUUGGAGCUGAAUGGAAUAGGAUUCAGUGCGGCAGAAUGUGAGGCUCAGAAACACAUCAUGCAGGCCAAGCUCAGUGCCAUAGAGAAACAGGCUUACCAGCUAGCAGGACACAGCUUCUCUCUGACCAGCCCAGAUGACAUUGCAGAGGUGUUGUUCUUAGAGCUCAAACUCCCAUCCAAUGGUGAGAUCAACAGUAUUAGUAAGAAGACGCUUGGCUCCACUCGGAGGGCAGCAGCAGGAAACCGCUGCAAGUUGGCUACGCUGUUCAGCACAACCAAGCAAGUGCUAGAGAAGAUGAAGUCCCUUCAUCCUCUGCCUGGUUUGAUCCUGGAGUGGAGAAGAAUCACCAAUGCGAUGACCAAAGUGGUCUUCCCCCUGCAGAGAGAAAAGAGCCUCCACCAACGGCUGGGAAUGGAAAGGAUUUACUCCACUAGUCAGACGUACAGUGCCACAGGUCGAAUUAGCUUUGCCGAGCCUAACCUGCAGAACGUGCCAAAGGAUUUUGAGAUUGAAAUGCCAACAGUGAUUGGGGAAAGUCCACCGUCUCAGGAAAGAAACAAUGUGGCUCUACCUACAAAAUCCAGGAGGCGGGGUUGCAAUGUCCGACUACCUGAUCAGGAAGCCAUGAUGGGAAACAGAAAGACUGAUAAAGGGCUGCCAUUUUUUGUCAGUAUGAGACAUGCAUUUGUCCCAUUUCCAGGUGGCCUGAUUGUGGCAGCCGAUUACUCCCAACUGGAGCUGCGGAUCCUGGCUCACCUCUCCAAGGACAGGGGGCUGAUCCGCGUCCUGAACUGCGGGGAAGAUGUGUUCAAGAGCAUUGCUGCCGAAUGGAAAAUGGUGGAGCCAGGGUCAGUGAGCGACAGUCUGAGACAGCAGGCUAAGCAGAUCUGCUAUGGUAUAAUCUAUGGGAUGGGGAGCAAGGCUCUGGGUGAGCAGAUGGACCUGGAUGAGAAUGAUGCAGCUGCUUACCUCGAAACCUUCAAAUCACGAUAUAAAGGUAUUCAAACGUUUCUUCGUCAAACUGUAAAUAACUGUCGGAAAAAUGGCUUUGUUCAAACAAUUCUUGGCCGGAAGAGAUACCUGCCAGCCAUAAAGGAUCCCAAUCCACAUGCCAAAGCUCACGCUGAACGUCAGGCAGUGAACACCACUGUACAAGGGUCAGCAGCAGAUCUGGUAAAAAUGGCAACGGUCAAUAUCCAGAAACGGUUAGAGGAAAGCUUCCCAUCUGUUGCCAAAUCACACGGCCAUCAGGAGAGAAUAGUCCAGGGAAAUAUCCGAUCUGGAUUCUCAGAAAGGAAGAGAAGGCGAGAGGUGUACCGACCAGCCAGUGGGGGAUUCUUCAUCUUGCAGUUACACGAUGAACUGCUUUAUGAAGUGGCCGAGAAUGACAUGAUACAGGUUGCACAAAUCAUGAAGACUGAAAUGGAAAACGCCAUGAAGCUGUCAGUGAAACUCAAAGUUAAAGUGAGAAUUGGUUCCAGUUGGGGGAGCCUCCAAGACUUAGACUUAUAGACCAUCACUAACAAGCAGUUUUAUAAAUGUAGAUGAAAUUACUGUAAUGUUUUACAGUGUACUUUAUAAAAUAUAUUUAUUGUCUACACAAGAGGUCAUUUUGAAUUGGAUAAUGUGGAAUAUAAUUCAAAAUCAAUUGUAUUUUUAAAAAGUCCAACAAAAUGCUGACUGGAUUCAUUCUAAAAGUUGAGUGCACAUUUUUCUCAUCUAUUUAAAAGAAAAAAACUAUUUCCAUGUUUUCAGAAUCAAGUUAUGGAGAUAGUUGAAGGACCACACUUUGUGGUAUCAGGAGCCCUCUGAUAUCUUAAAGAUCUCGUUGUAGCACAAACAUUAACUGCCUUCAAUGCAACACUAAAUUUACUUAAUUUUUAAUUCAAUGAGAAUUAACUUUUCAACCUGCACCUUUUACAAAGGGUACUAGCAGAACAUACAGAAAAAUGGGACCUCUGGUAUGCAUUUGCAAUGCAAGUUAUCCAACUUGCAAGCAGUGCCUUUUUAAUUCAGUCAUGUCUUUAUUGUGGAGAGUGAUUAUGAUGCAACAGAAUUGUUCGGCUGAUCUCUUUACAGGUGGGUUUAGCUGAGAGACCAAGACAUCAAAGAACAUUAUCAUGGGAAUUGGUUUAUUUCACUAAGGGAUGGGUAGAAAGAUAAGUGAACUUGACUUGUGGACAGUUUAAGAACUGAAAAUAGGCAACGGUUUGACUGGCUGCCACCAGUUUCUGACUCUACAAAUCUUUAGUAAUUAUCUGAAGUCGACCAUUAAAAACUAAUUGAACUUGGCAUUUUAACAAGAAGUCAUUUUGAAUGAGACUAAAUUGUAGUAAAACCCCAUUUUGAUAUGGCUAAGAUAUUUUACUGUAUUGAUCUAACUGUUCCUAUGAAUAGUAAAAUAUGCUUUAUCUGUUUUAUAAUGAAAUCCUUUUUCUAAUAGAUUUUUAAACGUGUAAAACCUGUAUAUACAAAUCAGAAAGAUUUAUUGUUGAAGGUAAAGUGGUAAGUGUUCUUAUUAUAACUUAUAGAAAACAUAGUGAAAUGUCGCUAAUUGAUAGUGUAUGGAAUUGUUUCAAAUGAUAUUUGAGAAUAAUUUAUUUUUUUCAACUAAAUUUACCUUGUUCAAAGAAUAA